CUUCAUUUCCCUGAUGGCUGCGCGCUCCGUUACCUGAGCUAGCGCUGAAGGGCCGAAACCUUCAUCUAGGAUUGUUUUUUUAAGUUCUCAGGAGGAAACUGUGAUAGCGAACUGAGGCUUUUGGCUGCUCAGCGGGUCAUUUCAUCUGGCAGAGCUGGAGGACAAGAGCGUGGCGCCAAUCGAGCGACCCAACUUCCUGUCGGCGGGCAAAAAUCUUGGGCCCUUCUCCUUUAAUUGCGGUGGGCGGGACGCGGCGACGCCACCGCGUUGCUAUUGGCGGCGAUUGGGGGCGCGGAAACUGAACUGGCACAACUGCCGACCCAGCUAUCUCGGGCAUUUGUGGUGCCUCUGGUCCUGCCAGCCCCGCCAGCCCUGCCAUGGCUACUCCUAACCAGGAGGACCCCUCACUGGAGAGACAUUUUAAGGGCCACCGAGAUGCAGUUACCUGUGUGGACUUCAGUCUCAACACCAAGCACCUGGCCAGUGGCUCCAUGGACUCCACCCUCAUGAUUUGGCACAUGAAGCCCCAGUCACGUGCCUACCGCUUCACGGGCCACAAGGACGCUGUAACUUGUGUAAAUUUCUCCCCAUCCGGACACCUGCUUGCCUCAGGCUCCCGAGACAAGACUGUUCGCAUCUGGGUACCCAAUGUCAAAGGUGAGUCAACUGUGUUUCGUGCACACACGGCCACAGUGAGGAGUGUCCACUUCUGCAGUGAUGGUCAGUCGCUCGUGACAGCCUCUGAUGACAAGACAGUCAAGGUGUGGUCAACUCAUCGCCAGAGAUUCCUGUUUUCCCUGACUCAGCACAUCAACUGGGUCCGCUGUGCCAAGUUCUCCCCUGAUGGGCGUCUCAUCGUGUCUGCCAGUGAUGACAAAACUGUCAAGCUGUGGGACAAGACCAGCCGGGAGUGUGUCCACUCAUACUGUGAGCACGGCGGUUUUGUCACCUAUGUGGACUUCCACCCCAGUGGUACCUGCAUUGCUGCCGCUGGCAUGGACAACACAGUGAAGGUGUGGGACACACGGACUCACCGGCUGUUGCAGCAUUAUCAGCUACACAGUGCAGCCGUGAACGCCCUCUCCUUCCACCCGUCGGGAAACUACCUCAUCACAGCCUCCAGUGACUCAACCCUGAAGAUCUUGGACCUGAUGGAGGGUCGGCUGCUCUACACACUCCAUGGGCACCAGGGGCAUGCUACCACCGUUGCCUUUUCAAGAACGGGGGAGUAUUUCGCUUCCGGAGGCUCUGAUGAACAGGUGAUGGUCUGGAAGAGUAACUUUGACAUCGUUGAUUAUGGAGACGUGAAAGCACGGAGGCCCCCACCCCUAACCAGCUCUGCUGGGACUCUGCCAGAAAUGGAUUUGCCUGUCCCACCAGGCAGAGAAAAGAGUCUGGAGUCAGUUCAAGGCGAACCCCAAGAGCCCAUCAGCAUGCCCCAAACACUGACCAGCACACUCGAGCACAUCGUGGGCCAGCUGGACGUCCUCACACAGACUGUGUCCAUUCUAGAACAGCGGCUGACACUGACAGAAGACAGGCUGAAGCAAUGCCUGGAGAACCAGCAGCUAAUCAUGCAGAGACCACCACCAUGAUGAGGGGAACAAGGAUCAGGAGCUCAGUUGAUUGGGGGGGACAGCAAGCCAGGGAUUUGUACCAGGACUGGAGUAAAUAAAUAAAGGGAUCCCACCUGAGGGAGCCACAUCUUACCCAGUCUGGGAUUGGGUGCCCUCCUCCCCACCCCCUUCCCACCCCACAAGUGUUGUUUGUACCUGGAGCCUCUUUAAGAUAGUUGGGAAGCUCCCAGCGAGCAGAGCCACACAGAAAGGAGACUGGAGACCCAGAAGGCAGAGCCAUACUAAUUUAACAAAAAGGAGCCAUUUGAACCACGCUGUUUCCUCAGAAUCCUAAGAUGGUGGCACGCUGGCGUUCGCACUCUCUCUCUUUCUCUCUCUCUCUUCCCCCCCUCUCUCUCACUCUCUCUCACUCUCUUUCUCUCUUGCUCUCUUUCGCUCUCUAGCUCUUUCUCAUCUUGCCAGGUCUUCAUUCACCUCACCUUCAUCCUCCUGACUGGUUUCUAAAUUGACUGCUCAUUGCUUAGAUAAGCCAAAAUUUUUCUUUCCAUUUGACCCCUUCCCCUGCCCAAAGCCCCCAGGGGGCCCACCUGGGUCAGGUUUGUUCAGGAAAAAAACUAGGUGGAAUAGGUAGGUCCUUUGCAAGGACCUUAAUUUCUGUCACCACAUAUAUUCACCAGGACCCAUGGCUUCUUCCUGUCUAUAUGCAUGAGAGUAAAGGAAUCUGGAAAUUAAAACUACUUUAACUGAUCUUUUGCAGGAAUGGCUUGUUCUGGGUAAGACCUACUCAGUCCUCCCAUCCCAAAGUCCCUAAGGGAGAAUCACAGCAGCAGCGGGAGGUGGGGUUCUCAGAGACCAAAGACACUCUUUUGCAGCUGUUUGGGGUACUGGGGUGCAAGGAUAGCCAAAGGCCCUGUGUACUACCCACACCCUCCUAACUGGCUCCGAAUGGGAGGUGGAAGCCCCAGGCAUCCUGUUUCCAUUCAUUCACAAGGGCUUCCAGGGGCCUCUUCCUCCACAUCUGGACUGGGAAAGCCAUAAUGAGUGCUUUCCAUGUCUGAGUUGCUUGUGCCUUCAGCCUUGAGCAUCUAGGGACUUAACCAGUCAGGGAGGUCCUUUUCCCCUAGCUUACUGCCCUGCACCAAGGUGAGUCUCAAGUGCUAGAACUUCUCAAAAACUGUCAGUACCAGUGGUUAAUGUAGUCCCAGCUCUUUCAGCUCCCCAGAGAGGCAGAGCCUGGAUGGAUGUCUUAAGAGUUCAGGCCAGCAAGAGGACCAAUCUGUAUCGAUUUCUGAUAAACCGUAAGUGUGGGAGUUUGCCUCCUCCAGCUUCCAAUAGAUGAGGAAAGCUGAAUUCCAGGGUCAGACCUUGAUCCUGCCCUUCCCCUGCUAUACCCCUUAAUACUGUGGUCUAACCUCUUUGAGGCUCUGAUUGAUAGAGUUUUGAAGUAAUGACCCUGAGAAGCUGCAGUGUCAGGAGCCUGGUGGCCUCUGGCAGGAAAGCCACUCAGCUGCGCUGGGGAUAGUAAGCACCCCAUCCCAUGAGCUUUAGCUGGCAGCCAACUUAAAGGGCACAGCUUGUGUGGCCAGCCUUGUCAUCCCCUCCCUCCCCAAUGCUGGCUCUGCCACCCAGCAUGGGCUCUUCUGGUGGAGGCAGGGCAAGUGUAAAUUUGGCCCACAUGGGAAAUGCCUUUAAUUCCAGCACUCAGUAGGCAGAGGCAGGUCAAGAUCUCUGAGUUUGAGCCUGCACUCACAGUGAGACCCUGUCUCACUCAAAACACAGGUGGGGGGUGGGAACAGAGUAUCAGCGUCCAUCAUCAGCAUCCAUCCCUCCUUCCCUGCUUCCCUGCUGCGGGUGCCUGGUAACCAUCUACUUCAAGCUUGGGCUGCCAUGGCUUCCCUACCGUGAUGAACUGUGAACCAAAUAAACCUUUCCUUCCUGAA
Grammomys surdaster is the source of this 3517-nucleotide messenger RNA. It is a transcript of the gene Poc1a, whose product is annotated as POC1 centriolar protein A. The record is from RefSeq and is a predicted model, not a curated record. Gene Ontology annotation, cellular component: ciliary basal body; centriole. Bases 378 to 1595 code for a protein of 405 amino acids. Gene Ontology annotation, biological process: cilium assembly. Lineage: Eukaryota; Metazoa; Chordata; Mammalia; Rodentia; Muridae. The transcript is spliced from 11 exons. Gene Ontology annotation, molecular function: protein binding.